UUCCUGGUUCCCGGGCUCGGCUGUGCCGGGAGCCUCCUGGAAGGGAAACAAUGGGGCGGAGGGCACUGCGGUAGCCGCCGCCGCCGCCGCCGCCGCCGCCGCCGCCGCCGCCGCCCCGGACCCGCUCGGCCUCCCGCGACUGGCCGCCGCCGGGACCGCCCUGAGAACAGGAUAUGUAUUCCUCUGAGAAACCCUGGAUAGUAGAUUUUGGCUUAAUACUGGAUUGGGACAAUACACAGAGACUUUUCCAGUCAUGAAUUCGGACCAGGAUGCAGCACUCAAACUUGCUCAGGAACGAGCUGAAAUAGUUGCUAAAUAUGACAGAGGACGAGAAGGUGCAGAGAUUGAGCCUUGGGAAGAUGCUGAUUAUCUUGUUUACAAAGUCACUGAUAGAUUCGGCUUUUUACAUGAGGAGGAGCUCCCAUGUCAUAAUGCAGCUGCGGACCGGCAAAAGCAACUGGAAAUUGAAAGAACUCCCAAAUGGCUGAAAAUGCUGAAAGGAUGGGAAAAAUACAAGAAUACUGAGAAGUUUCAUAGACGAAUUUACAAAGGAAUUCCACUCCAGCUCCGAGGUGAAGUUUGGGCUCUUCUUCUUGAGAUCCCUAAAAUGAAAGAAGAAACAAGAGACCUUUAUAGUAAAUUAAAGCACAGAGCACGGGGUUGUUCACCUGAUAUCAGACAAAUAGACCUUGACGUGAACCGUACAUUUAGGAACCAUAUUAUGUUUAGAGACAGAUACGGUGUUAAGCAACAAGCCUUAUUCCAUGUUCUUGCUGCAUAUUCUAUCUAUAAUACGGAAGUUGGGUACUGCCAAGGGAUGAGCCAGAUCACAGCCCUCCUCCUUAUGUACAUGAACGAGGAAGAUGCCUUCUGGGCCCUGGUCAAACUCUUCUCAGGCCCCAAACAUGCCAUGCACGGCUUUUUUGUCCAAGGGUUCCCUAAACUCUUAAGAUUUCAAGAACAUCAUGAAAAAAUUCUGAAUAAAUUUCUUUCAAAACUGAAGCAGCAUUUGGAUUCUCAAGAAAUCUACACAAGUUUUUACACAAUGAAAUGGUUUUUUCAGUGUUUCCUUGAUCGAACUCCCUUUACGCUGAACCUUAGGAUAUGGGACAUUUAUAUUUUUGAAGGAGAGCGAAUUCUUACUGCUAUGUCUUACACAAUCUUGAAAUUACACAAAAAACAUCUAAUGAAAUUGUCUAUGGAAGAACUUGUAGAAUUUCUUCAGGAGACUCUCGCCAAGGACUUUUUCUUCGAGGAUGAUUUUGUAAUAGAGCAACUUCAGGUUUCUAUGGCAGAACUAAAGCGGGCAAAAUUAGAUUUCCCAGAACCUGGUAAGGAGGAUGAAUAUCCAAAAAAACCCUUGGGGCAGCUUCCACCUGAGUCUAAUUCUGCUUGUAUUAAUCACUUGAGCAAUGGACAAAGAAGUAUUGGCAGGCCCAGCCCCCAAAUAAGCAGCAGAAGAGAAACUGGAUCACCUCACAAGAAGCAUGAGCGUUCCCCUGCGCACUACAGCAGAGCUGGCCCACCAGAACGAGCCGGGCGAGCCGGACAGAAGUCAGUGGGCGAGGAAGGUAAAACCUUGAAGCAUGAGGCAGAUUUUCAGAAAAAGCCUGCUUUGGGUACACAGGACAGCUCCAGGCAAUAUAACCACGCAGCUGCUAACCAAAAUAGCAAUGCAAUUUCAAACAUCAGGAAGGAAUUUAUGCCCAAAUGGAGAAAACCAUCAGACGCCUCAGCUAUUGAAAGAACUGCUAAAUAUGCCAUUGAAGGCAAAAGUCACUCAGUGCAACCCACUCUUACAGUUGCCACCCCAAGUUCUGCUGAGUCCCGAGUGUCAAACUCAAGGCAAAAGAUGAAGGUUUUUGAUGGCAGUGAUGGAAAGCGGGGUUCUACUGCUUCACAGUAUGACAACGUGCCUGGGAGUGAAAAUGAAAGUGGAGUACCUGUGGAGGAGGCACCAGAACGGACUCACCCUCACAGUCCAAGGAAGCAUACUGAGCCAAGUUCCAGCCCAGCAAAAGUCCCCAACAAGUUUACUUUCAAAGUGCAGCCUCCCAGCCAUGUACGGUCCCCAUCCCAGCUAGAAGGGGAGGACCUCAGGGCUGCGUAUCCACCCUCCUACAGCAACCCCCCUGUCUACCACGGAAAUUCUCCAAAACACAUUCCUAUUGGCCACAGCGGCUUUGUGUCCACAGAGAUCAGCCCUGGGACUCAAAUUAAUUCUUCCAGGAGACCUUAUGGUUCUUCUCUUUCAGUUGACAUUUCUCCAGAGAAAUCUUUCAGCCGCCCAACUCCUGUUGUUCUACCAUCCAGUCGAAUUGAAGUCCUUCCCAUUGACUUUGGUACCGGGGGAAAUGCAGGCAGUUCAGGGUCACCAAGGAACGGAAACUUCAUCCUUCCUCCAGUGGAUUAUUUACCAGAGAACAUAAAAUGGUCAGAAGUUAGUUAUACAUACAGACCUGAGAUGCAUGGACAAUCAUGGACUCGAGAGGCUAACCGUAGCCACUUAAGCAAUUUACCAAAAUAUGCAGCCUUUCAACACGUACCUUUUCAGGACCACGGCCUUCCAGAAGUAUGUGUAGACAGUCCGGUGAGGUAUAAAACUUCACCAGCUGUGGAAGAUGCCAGUCCUCCUAGGUAUCCAUAUGCAGGGCCCUCGCCUUCAGCACAUCACUACAGAAAUCGAGAGGGGCUUUCUGUUCAGGAGUCAGUAUUGUUAUGAGAGUUUGGCUGUAUUCACUGAUGACAAAGAGAAUAGAAACCAUACGAUACCCACAUUGCUAUGUUUAUAAUUGCCAAAGCAGUAUUUUAUACUAUUGUAAACAACUUGCAUAGUUCAGUGUAUGUCAGUAUGAGAGUAUGUGGGAAUGCUUCAUCCCAUGUAGAUGCUGCUGAAGAUGAGUGUUUCAGUUGCUUCAUCACUGAACCGUUAACAGGAGGUUAGCCUGGAACAUAGCAAGAGCAUUUAGGACGGCAUACACAGUGAGGUUCUUUAUGCUGUUUUUCUCAGAUCUUCCCCUCAGACCUGAAUGUUUCCACUCUGUUGAUCCCUUGUGUUCUGACUACUGUUAGAAAGCACUGAGACACAAUGGAGGAGAUUUCUGCAGGCUGUCACUCGCCUUUUAAUAGACGUGGCAAACGCCGGUGCAGAGAGAUUUUGAUCACAGAAUUUAGAAAUGUUUUUUUUAAACUCCAUUUAAUCUAUAUCCAUGAAAUAACAGUAUUUCCCCCCCUUAUCUUUCUGCCCACCCUGCCCCUGUCAUAUUUUAAUUCAGGUUCUAAACUGAAACUGACUAAAGAGUUUGUUCUGACUUUAUGAACCCAGAGUCUCACAGAAUGUCAUUCUCUCAGUUGCUGCCAUUUUAUCUCCACCUGAACAUUAAAGACUGCACAGAAAGGCUGACCACUCAGUGGUGCCUAACAUGUGGCUCAGUUAGCCUGAGUGUGUGGCUGGGGAGAGCACUCACUUUGUCCCUUAUCUCGGGCUGUUUCACUGCUUCUGUGCCCUGGGUUGUGGUCUGGCCCUCGAACAGCAUCUGCCUGGUCCUUGCCUGUGCAAGGGACUGGCUGCAAAGUGGGUGAAGUCAGAGCUUGCAGCACUCUGAGCGGUGGAAGGUUGCUUUUCACGAUCAUUUGAAAGCAGCUUUGACUGAAAGGCAGCUCCUCACUCCUGGGCCUCACGUGCCCAGGAGGACCAUUCCCGUGGUCUUUUCUGGCACUCAGUCUUCACAGCACAGUGGACGGAUACUGCUGCACGCACUGGGCCAUUGCAUCAUCCAGGUCAGAAUUGUAAAAAGAAGUACCCUAAUUAUUAAUGAGGAUUUACAAUUUUGAUCUUUGAAAAAAAAGUAGUAUGUUUCAUAGUUUUGGAAAUUUUCUUUCAGUGAAAAAUAAUUUAGGUUCAUGGUUUAGAAAGGGUGAUUUCUUUUAUGCUAUCACACACUACUGACACCAAGUCUCUGACAAAGUGCUGGGUUCUCCAGGCAGAUGGAUGUCUGUGGAUGCUCGUCUCACUGUCACCUUCUUGUAUCUGAAUAUCAGGAAGUAGAAAGUCCAGCAAUGAUGUCCCCCUGCUCCUCGGUGGGGAUUUAAGCUUUUGAGGUACAAGGUUAUGUCUUAAUGAAAGUAACAUUUGUUUAGCUAGUGAACAUAACAAUAUUUUUUAUGUAUAUAAUGAUUCUAAUGUAAUUUAAUCAGCGUGGUAAUGAUGUUAUUAAGUGUGGAAGCAAAUGCAGUAUAUUAAAGGUGAACACUGCACUGAAACUCCAACUCCUGACAAAAUAACCAGGCUCUUGAUUUAGAUCAUGCGGAAGGUGAGAAAUAAAUGUGUAUAGAAAUGUAGCUGAGGAUAUUAUUACAGUUCUUAAAGUAUGACUCUGUGAUUUCUACGGAAACAAGCUGUACAAUUAGUUUAUGAUGGCAGCAUCUUUGCCUCUCCAGAAAGUAUAUAUCUUAGUGGUAAAUAAUGUAGAUUAUAUAUAUAUAUAUGCAAUAUAUAUGCACACACACUAUUUUCUUAUGUCAUCUAUGGCAUUUUUUUAUCUGUAUACUUUUUUGACGUGAUUGUUUUUAACAUGCUAAAAGUAAUCCGUAUAUUUUGUUCUGUGUCUUCUGUAUGCAGUUUUCACGUGGCAAGGGCUGUGUCCUGGUGCUUUCAGGGCCAAGCCGACAAUUUCUCAUGUGCUCACCAAUAGCAGUUUAAAAAUGCUGCAGUUCUCUGCUCUUGUUUCUAGUAAGACCAUGUUUAGAACCUCAUUGCCUUUCCCUGGCUCAAGUUUUACUAAUGGCGGUAAAGUCUUCCCCACUACAAGGGUCUCUGCUUCUUUCUAAGUAGGAGAUUUUAAUUUAAAAUUAUUUUGCCAUUAUAUAAUUUUAUUAUUUUAAAUUUAUUUUUAAAUAAAAGAAAUGAUAAGAGAAAUAAUAUUGGCAAAGUGACUCAAAAUAUAUUUAUAGAAAACGUUUGCUGAGGACACUCCAGGAAGAGCAUCCAGUUUUGUUCCAUAACCGCAUGCCCUAGUGUGUUUGCCAUGGUUAAACUACCUCCUUCAUGAUGCUGUUGUAUUGUACGCU
Molecule: messenger RNA, 5070 nt
Organism: Psammomys obesus (fat sand rat)
Lineage: Eukaryota; Metazoa; Chordata; Mammalia; Rodentia; Muridae
Gene: Usp6nl
Product: USP6 N-terminal like
Exons: 15
Coding region: 254-2722 (822 amino acids)
Source: RefSeq, a predicted model, not a curated record